Molecule: messenger RNA, 2075 nt
Organism: Cicer arietinum (chickpea)
Lineage: Eukaryota; Viridiplantae; Streptophyta; Magnoliopsida; Fabales; Fabaceae
Product: probable beta-1,4-xylosyltransferase IRX14H
Biological process (GO): plant-type secondary cell wall biogenesis; glucuronoxylan biosynthetic process
Cellular component (GO): Golgi membrane
Molecular function (GO): galactosylgalactosylxylosylprotein 3-beta-glucuronosyltransferase activity; xylosyltransferase activity
Source: RefSeq, a predicted model, not a curated record
UAAAAGCCAACCACCAUCUCUGUCUUUGUUGCUUCUUCAUUCCCUUUCCCUUCACAACGUUGUUGCUACAUAACGCAAUUCAAAUACCACCCUCAACGCAACUCAAACAUUCAUAUAAUAAAAUAUAAAAUAAUAAUAGUUAUUAUUAUACUCACAAAACCUUACACACAAAAAAAAAAGUUGUGUGAAAAAAAAAUGAAGCUCUCAGCUUUACAGCAGAGUUACAUUAACCGUCGAACAAACAGUUUCAGAGGAUCAACGCCGUUAGAUUCGUCCGGAGACGGCGCCGUUAAGUCACCGGCGACAAUUUUCUGGCUAAUUUUCCACGGUGUCUGCUGCUUAAUCAGUCUCGUUCUCGGCUUUCGAUUUUCACGCCUUGUUUUUUUCUUCCUGUUCUCAACUUCAUCAACUAAUAUCUACACUGUUCCGUUUAGUUCCAACGCCGCAAUCACCAUUCCCGUCGAAGUUCAACCGAAUCCCGUUAACAAAACCACAAUCGUUGGUAGUAGAGUAGUAGUCGGACGGCACGGGAUCCGAAUUCGGCCGUGGCCGCAUCCGGAUCCUGUUGAAGUGAUGAAAGCGCACGGGAUAAUUGAAAGAGUUCAAAAGGAACAGAGAGCGUUGUUUGGUGUUAAGAACCCUAGAACGGUUAUUGCGGUUACGCCAACUUAUGUGCGAACUUUUCAGACGCUUCAUUUGAGCGGUGUGAUGCACUCGCUGAUGUUGGUGCCGUACGAUCUGAUUUGGAUCGUGGUGGAGGCUGGUGGAGUUACCAAUGAGACUGCUUCUCUUAUAGCGAAGUCUGGACUUAGAACUAUUCACGUUGGGUUUCAUAAGCAAAUGCCGAAUUCUUGGGAGGCUAGGCAUAAAGUUGAGUCUUUGAUGCGUCUUCAUGCUUUGAGAAUUGUGAGAAAAGAGAAGCUCGAUGGAGUUGUGAUGUUUGCUGAUGAUAGUAAUAUGCAUAAUAUGGAGCUGUUUGAUGAAAUUCAGAGUGUGAAAUGGAUUGGUGCUGUUUCGGUUGGAAUACUUCUUCAUUCAGUUGAUGCAGCUGAAUUUUCGUCGUUGGCUCAAAGAGAGGGAGACGAGGAUGCCACGACAAUGCCUGUGCAAGGUCCUGCUUGUAAUGGCACUGAUAAGUUGGUUGGGUGGCACACCUUCAAUUCAUUACGAUAUACUGGAAGGAGUGCAGUUUACAUUGAUGAUCGGGCACCUGUCUUACCGAGAAAGCUUGAAUGGUCUGGGUUUGUGUUGAAUUCCCGGUUGGUUUGGAAGGAUGUUGAUGAUAAGCCAGAGUGGAUUAAGGAUCUUGAUGCAUUGGAUGGGGAUGGUGAGGAUAUAGAGAGUCCACUGUCUUUGCUCAAGAGUACCACUGUGGUAGAACCACUUGGGAAUUGUGGACGCCAUGUUUUGCUUUGGUGGUUGCGGGUUGAAGCUCGCACAGACAGCAAAUUCCCUGCAGGAUGGAUAAUUGACCCUCCAUUGGACAUCACGGUCCCAUCAAAACACACACCCUGGCCAGAUUCUCCGCCUGAACUCCCAUCUAAUGAAAAAGUUUUCGCUGGCACAGAAGAGCAACCGAACAAGUACACUACAAAGACUAAAACACCCCGAUCCAGACGCGGUAGAAAUAAGAGAAGGCAUGACACCAAAGUGAUUGGUGUACAGACCUCUACACAUUCCGAACAAACUGAGAUGUGAAUUAGUGUAUCUGAGAAUUUACUGCCUUGUGUUUAUACAAGAUUGCUGGCCUUCCGCAACAAGAAUUUGGAUUUGAUUAAAUCGAGAAGCUGAUGUCCAUCGAUACAUAAAUCGGCAGCGAAGGUUUGUAUGAUUGGCCAGCAUAUGUGCAUUAGAGUCUGAUUUUCACCCUUUUUUUACAUUUUUUUUUUUUUUUGUAAUUUCUCUUAUUUUAUCUUGGAGGUGCCAUAUAUCCAUUCCCAUGAAAUAUUAAAGGGAAAUAUCAACUUAGUUUUGCAGCAUUGGCUGGUCUUGUGGGAAACAUGUAAUCAAUUUUAUUCGAUGUUUAUACACAUUCUUCUCAAUAGUAUUAUACAAUUCCAUUUUAUUCUUUCGCA